UGCGAAGACAAAUUGAAAAAUUAUCCUUUUUUGUAAGCUAGCCGUAGACAAGGGGGAAUGUAUGAAACCAUCGACGCGCUGGUUCUUUAAUAGCGAAACCUGUCAGUGCGAACAAUACACGGGGUGAACGGAAAUAGUUUUGGAACAAAAGAAAAGUGUGAAUUUCGCUGUGGUUGUAGUGAAUGUAAAAAUGUUUGUAAUAUGCCUAUUAAGAUGAGCAAUGAUGAUGGACCUCGUUGCAGCGGCUAUAUGCCUAGCUAUGGUUACAAUACCAAAACUUGCAAAUGCGAAAGGUUCAUUUAUUCUGGAUGUGGGGGUAAUGCCAAUAGAUUUGAUACACUUAAAGCGUGUAAUAAACGUUGUGAAAAAAAUGAAUGCAAAGCGAAACCAUUGUAUUCAUGCAUGUUACCGAGGGAUGAGAGUAAUGUUGAUGCCACUCAAGAUAGAUAUUUUUAUGAUAGCAAAAUAUGCAAAUGUAGGAGAGCCCGUCGAGGUGAAUGUAAAGGUAGAAAAACUUUCCCCACAUCAAAGUUGUGUGAAAAGUCAUGCCAAGAUAUGACAUGCCCAUCUACUGUUUGCAACCUUCCGAAGAAUAAAGGGACAUGUAAAAAGAACAUCAAACGCUUCUUCUUUAACAAGCAUACAUGUAAAUGUGAACAGUUUGUUUAUGGUGGGUGUGGUGGUAACGAAAACAGAUACGACACUCGAGAAGAAUGUGAAGCAAUAUGCGGGAACAUUGAUUGUCCUGUUUGUAAUCUUCCACCAGAGAAAGGAAUUUGCAAGAUAUUCGAGAUAUUCGGAUGGAACAAGAAACAGGAAAAAUGGUAUUAUGAUGCAGCAGAAUGUAAGUGUAAGACUUUCACUUACAAAGGCUCCAGUGGAAAUUUAAACCGCUUUGAUACUGAGAAAGAAUGUAAAACGUUCUGUGGUUCAGCCCCUUGUCCAAUUUGUUCACUACCAAAAGAAACUGGGUCGUGCAGUAAAAACAUUCCUCGGUUUUUCUACAACCCAGAGUCCAAAAGAUGCGAGAAAUUUGCAUGGAAAGGAUGCGGAUUAAACUUGAAUAAUUUUGAUAGCAGAAAGCAUUGCGUCAAAGUCUGUGGACGGAACAACUUCUUUAAAAAGUUUAUAAAUACGAUUUUUCAACACAACAUAUGUCCCAAUGGCAGAAAUGGUACAUGUGGAACAAUGAGAGGCCUUGUGUGCCCUGCUGAAUCUACGUGUUUAUUCACAAGAAAAUAUCUUGGCGCCAGUGGUCAUUGUUGUAUAAACAAACAUGUAAAAGUAUGCCUGCAACCUGUAGAACCUGGUCCUUGCAGAGCUGCAAUCACACGUUACUUUUACAAUGCCAAGAGCUGUACAUGCGAGCCUUUCAGUUGGGGUGGCUGUGCACCAAAUGACAACAAUUUCGAAACCCUUGAAUACUGUGAAGCAUCUUGCGAAGACAAAUUGAAAAAUUAUCCUUUUUGUAAGCUAGCUAUAGACAAGGGGGAAUGUAUGAAACCAUCGACGCGCUGGUUCUUUAAUAGCGAAACCUGUCAAUGCGAACAAUACACGGGCUGUGAGGUGAACGGAAACAGUUUUGGAACAAAAGAAAAGUGUGAAUUUCGCUGUGGUUGUAGUGAUUGUAAAAAUGUUUGUAAUAUGCCUAUUAAGAUGAGCAAUGAUGAUGGACCUCUUUGCGGCGGCUAUAUCCCUAGCUAUGGUUACAAUACUAAAACUUGCAAAUGCGAAAGGUUCAUUUAUUCUGGAUGUGGGGGUAAUGCCAAUAGAUUUGAUACACUUAAAGCGUGCAAUAAACGUUGUGAAAAAAAUGAAUGCAACGUGAAACCAUUAUAUUCAUGCAUGUUAGCGAGAGAUCAGAGUAAUUUUGGUGCCACUCAAAAUAGGUAUUUUUAUGAUAGCAAAAUAUGCAAAUGUAGGAUAGCCCGUCGAGGUCAAUGUAAAGGUAGAAAAACUUUCCCCACAUUAAAAUUGUGUGAAAAGUCAUGUCAAGAUAUGACAUGCCCAUCUACUGUUUGCAACCUUCCGAAGAAUAAAGGGACAUGUAAAAAGAACAUCAAACGCUUCUUCUUUAACAAGCAUACAUGUAAAUGUGAACAGUUUGUUUAUGGUGGGUGUGGUGGUAACGAAAACAGAUACGACACUCGAGAAGAAUGUGAAGCAAUAUGCGGGAACAUUGAAUGUCCUGUUUGUAAUCUCCCACCAAAGAAAGGAGUUUGCAACAGAGGAAACAAGAAACAGGAAAAAUGGUAUUAUGAUGCAGCAGAAUGUCAGUGUAAGACUUUCACUUACAAAGGCCGCAGUGGAAAUUUAAACCGCUUUGAUACAGAGAAAGAAUGUAAAAAGUUCUGCGGUUCAGCCCCUUGUCCAAUUUGUUCACUACCAAAAGAAACUGGGUCGUGCAAUAAAAACAUUCCUCGGUUUUUCUACAACCCAAAUACCAAAAGAUGCGAGAAAUUUGCAUGGAAAGGAUGCGGAUUAAACUUGAAUAAUUUUGAUAGCAAAAAGCAUUGCAAGAAAGUCUGUGGACGGAAAAACUCAUCUAAAAAAUUUAUAAAUACGAUUUUUCAACAAACUAAACAAUAAAUUCGUUUUCUGAUAUGUGGUAUAGAAUUACUUAUAUAACUUAUAAAAUAUAAUAACAAGUUCAAUGAAGUACUAAUAAAAGACAUUUCAAUAUU
Molecule: messenger RNA, 2684 nt
Organism: Ruditapes philippinarum (Manila clam)
Lineage: Eukaryota; Metazoa; Mollusca; Bivalvia; Venerida; Veneridae
Product: papilin-like
Exons: 3
Coding region: 202-2589 (795 amino acids)
Molecular function (GO): serine-type endopeptidase inhibitor activity
Source: RefSeq, a predicted model, not a curated record